CAAUAGCUACGUUGAGAAGUUAAUUUGUCCAGCAGUUCCCAAAUGGAAUCAAACACAUCAAGCUUUCUUUUGAACUCUUCAACUUUGCACUCAGUUUUCUACCAAGACAAACAAGAUGAUGGCAUAAUUGAUCUGGGUCUUAGUCUCGGAACUGUUCAACAUGAAGCUUACCAUUCUUCUGCCAACUUGUAUGAUGAAGACCUUAUGGAUUGGCCUCACUCCAAUCUCAAUCUAAAGAAUUCGAGCACAAUGCAUUCUAGAUCUGCCCACCACCAAAAUUUUGAUGAAGAGAUAGAGGGGGUCCAGAGCAAUGAGAGGUGGGCUUAUGUGAAGGUUAACAUGGAUGGGGUUACCAUUGGUAGGAAAAUUUGUGUACUUGAUCAUGGUGGAUACUCAAGUCUGGCACUCCAAUUAGAAGACAUGUUUGGAAGCCAUUCUGUUUCUGGAUUACGAUUGUUCCAAUCGGGAUCAGAGUACUCAUUGUUCUACAAGGACAGACAAGAUAAUUGGAGGCCUGUCGGUGAUGUACCAUGGAAAGAGUUUAUAGAAUGUGUGAAGCGGUUGAGGAUUGCAAGAAAGAAUUCGGGCAUUGUUUCCUGUUCAUCAAGAUACACCUAAAUUCUCUGUCUCUUACUUUAGUAGAAAUUAAAUUAAUCAAAGUUGUUCUGAUGUCCUUCUGUCAAGGUGUUUGGCCAUGUAAUACUUGAUGGAUUUAGACUUUAGAGCAUGUAUGAUUUUCAGUUGUAAAAUUACAUUUGAAGU
This is a messenger RNA of Glycine soja, 762 nucleotides long. Its product is annotated as auxin-responsive protein IAA32-like. The transcript is spliced from 4 exons. The record is from RefSeq and is a predicted model, not a curated record. Bases 43 to 618 code for a protein of 191 amino acids. Gene Ontology annotation, cellular component: nucleus. Gene Ontology annotation, molecular function: protein binding. Lineage: Eukaryota; Viridiplantae; Streptophyta; Magnoliopsida; Fabales; Fabaceae. Gene Ontology annotation, biological process: regulation of DNA-templated transcription.